AUGAAUGAUGGAUUAAAGCUUUAUCAACAACAGAAAAGUACCGAAUUUCCUGGUUAUAUUUGUCAGCAUGGCCCAUUUGCUGCCGGGGGAAAUUUUGUAAUGAUGUUAAAAUUAAACAUCCUGUCCCAAAAAUUAUUGGUUUCUGACAUCAUCAGUUCAAUUGAUAAACCAUGUAUUAAAAUAUUCAAAAUAGAAGGGAUCCGUCAA
Messenger RNA from Entrophospora candida, 207 nucleotides. Lineage: Eukaryota; Fungi; Glomeromycota; Glomeromycetes; Entrophosporales; Entrophosporaceae. The record is from the annotation of a GenBank genome assembly.